AUGCUAGAGCAGCAAAAAUUCAAUUCUGUAAUGUUACAUUUUUUGGAUAAAGUGAAAGAUGGACCAAGUUAUGUGUGUUGUGUGUGUCAUCGAUUGCUUUUUAAAGAUCAGGUGAGGCAUUGCAAUGAAAAAACAUAUAUCAAGUCUCCAUGUGCACAAGAUGUUGCUGCAAAAUGCAUAACCAAAGAUUAUUUGCACAUUUGCAAUGCUUCUUGUCGUGUGGAUUGUAAAUGGAAAAAUACACCUAGGUGUGAAUUGUGGAUAUGUCAUACUUGUCAUUGUAAAUUAAACAAAGGCCAAAUUCCUGUUGAAAGUGUGCAAAAUAACAUGGCUCUUUCAAAUGUUCCUAGUGAGUUGAGUACUUUAAAUUCCUUAGAACAACAUUUAGUUGCUUUACAUAUCCCUUUCAUGAAACUGUUGGCAUUACCCAAAGGAGGGCAAAAUGGUGUGCAUGGCCCAGUAACUUGUGUCCCUGCAAACAUAGUUGAGACCACAAAAGUUUUGCCAAGAGCUGAUGUGGAAAAUUCACUUUUACCGGUUAAAUUGAAAAGGAAAUUAACAUAUAAAGGACAUUACAAAUAUGAGUUUGUGAAUUCAACAAAUGUAUUAAAUGCAUUUAAGUUUUUGAAAGAGAACAAUAAAUAUUAUUCAGACAUUGAUUUUAAUAAUGAUUGGGUAAAUGUGUUUGCACAACAAACGCAUAACGAUGUUCAAAUAGAUCAAGCAUCAGACAAUGAGGGGACUGAGGACGAGUUACUUCAUGAUAGACAGCAAUAUUGUAUGUUUAUGGAUACAUGUUUGCAGCCAGUGGACAUUGGGCAAGAGGUUUUGGAUCAUUACUUAGAUAGAAUUUUGCAUCUAGCGCCAGGUGAAGGUAACAGUCCCAUUAAAAUGUUGAUGGACAAAGCUAAUGAAGCAAAAUGUUUCCCUGCGUUGUUUCCAAAUGGAUUACAUACUUACCAUGACAAAAGGCAAUCACAAAUAACUUUGUCCAGAUAUUUCAACAUGAGAGUUUUAAAUGCAGAUACCAGGUUUGCUAAAAAUGUUGAGUAUAUUUUUUAUGCUCAGUAUUUAUCUGAGAUACAACAAGUAGUAUCUAAUGUGUCCAUAGCAUUAAGAAAAGGAAAACAACACAAGAAUCCAGCAACUGUUGAUUCUAAUCUGUUGAAAGAUGAGGGAAGUUUACAGUCUCUGCUUCAAAACGAUGAGGGUUAUAGGUUUUUAAAACCCAUUCGUGGUACCCCUGCUUUCUGGCAGGCUGCGCAAAAGGAUUUGUUUGCAUUGAUUCGCCAAUUAGGUAUUCCAACUUGGUUCUGUUCGUUUUCAUCUGCUGAUAUGCGAUGGACAAAUUUGUUGUCAACACUUUUGCUACAAGAAGGCAGGCAUGAAACUCUUGAGGAUUUGCAAUGGGCAGACAAGUGUGAGUUAUUGCGCCAAAAUCCAGUCACUGCAGCUCGAAUGUUUGACCACAGAUGGCAUUGCUUUUUGAAAGGUGUGCUUAUGUCACCAGCAAAUCCAAUUGGUAAAAUUGUGGAUUACUUUUAUAGAGUUGAGUUCCAACAACGUGGAUCCCCACAUGUUCAUUGUCUGUUUUGGAUUGAGAAUGCCCCUCAGAUAGACAAAGAGUCAGAUGAGGAUGUUGCUGCUUUUAUUGACAAUUAUGUUACAUGUGAGUUAGAUUCUGAGGAUACAAAGUUAUAUGAAACCGCAUCAGCUGUCCAACAGCAUAGCAAGAAGCAUUCAAAGACUUGUAAAAAGAAAGGCACAACUUGUAGAUUUAAUUUCCCAAAACCACCUUCUGCACGUACUUUUAUCACCCAUAAAAAGGAUGAAGAUAUGGACAUCAAGACAUGCAAAUGCCAGCAACCUGAUGUAUGUCAAUGCCUUAGCAAUGUUGUUGCAAACAAAAGCUGUCAAUGUGACGCAUCUAUCAAUUGUGACUGUCCUAUUAAUAAUUCAUGUGAAAUGGAGAAAAAAAGAGCCCAAGAGAUUUUAUCGUCUGUUAAAGAUGCUAUAGAAAAUACUAAUAACAACUUCAGCUCAACUGAUUCAUUAUUUGACUCUUUAGGCAUAACCCAAGACAUAUUUGAAACAGCAUAUGCAGUUCAUGGAAACAAAACUCAAGUUGUUUUGAAAAGGCAACCACAACAUGUGUGGGUAAAUCAGUACAAUAAGUCCCUUUUGAAAUGCUGGAAUGCCAAUAUGGAUAUUCAGUAUGUUGUGGAUGCAUACGCUUGUAUUGUGUACAUAAUAUCUUACAUAUCUAAGGCAGAAAGAGAGAUGGGGUUGCUCCUAAGUAAUGCCCAAAGGGAAGCAAAAAAAGAACGUAACCUUGAUGCAAAAAGUGCACUUAAGAAGAUAGGCAGUGUGUACUUGCAUAAUCGUGACAUAAGUGCGCAGGAGGCAGUUUAUCGAUUAACAAAUAUGCAUUUGAAGGAAUGUUCACGUAAAGUUAUGUUCAUUCCCACUGGUGACAAUGUUGUCAAAAUGAGUCUGCCUCUAGCUGUACUUCAAUCACGAGCUGAUACUGGACCUGUGUCAACUAAUGAUAUGUGGAUGACGAGCAUCAUAGACAGGUAUAAAAGUAGGCCUGAUGACAAGCUAUUUCAGGAUAUGCCUUUAGCAACAUUUGCAUCUGAGUAUAGGGUUCUUUGUACGACUGAAAAAUGUAGAAACAAAGUGCAGUUAAAAAAUGAUUUGGGUUAUGUUGUCCGUAGAACUCGUUCAAAACCUGCUGUUAUACGUUAUGCAAGUUUCUCAGAAACCAAAAGUCCAGAACUUUUCCACCAAACCAGUCUACAACUUUUUCUACCAUAUAGACAAGACAUACAAUUGAAACCACCAGGAUUUAACAGCUUUGAGGAAUUUUACAAACUUGGUCAUGUGUCUCUUUCUGAUGGCAUACUAACAUCUGUUAAAACUCUGGUAGAUCAAAUCAGAAGUCAAUUUGAAGUGGAUAUGGAGAUAUUGCAGUCAGCUGAGCAACAACUAGAACAUGCUGUUGUAGAAGAUGCGUGGGGUCAACUAUGUCCUGAACAAGAAAUUGACAGGUUAGAAUGUCAAUUGGAAAGUAAAAAUCAGGAGGACAGAGUAAAUGACCCAGUAGAUUCCAUUCCAGACUUGGAAAAUAACUCUUCACCACACUUUCUUUUUGAAAACCAAAAAAAAUCCUUAGGUAGGGCUGAGGGUUUAGCAUUAAUUAGGUCACUGAAUACAACACAGCUGUCCAUAUUUUACAGGAUACGUCAAUGGUGUUUAGAGAAAGUGCAGGGAAAACAACCGCCACCUUUUCAUGUGUUCAUCACAGGUGGAGCAGGCACUGGGAAAACUCAUUUGAUCAAAGCAAUUCAGUAUGAAUGCAAUCGUAUUCUGUGUCAACAAAACAAAAAUCCAGAUGAUUUGUGUGUUUUACUAACUGCUCCCACAGGUAUAGCUGCCUAUAAUUUAAAAGCCACAACCAUUCACAGUGCAUUUUGCAUAGGGACAGAUGUAAAAUUGCCAUACACUCCCCUUGGUGAGGAAAAACUUAAUACACUAAGAGCAACUCUAGGCAGUGUAAAGUUGUUGGUCAUUGAUGAGGUGUCCAUGGUUGACCAUAAACUAUUAGCUUAUGUACACGGUAGACUCAGACAAAUAAAACAAUCUGGUACUUCGUACCCAUUUGGGAAUGUUAGCGUGAUUGCUGUAGGAGACCUAUUUCAGUUAAGUCCAGUUAGAGGUACACCAUUACAUAUGGACACAUCAAAUGUUAAUUUCUGGAAUAGCCUUUUUUCUGUUGUUGAACUACAUACUGUUGUUCGUCAAAAAAAUACACAGUUUGCAGAACUGUUGAAUCGUUUGCGCACACGAGUUAAGACAAAUGCUGUUCUUCAAGAAGACAUUGCACUUUUACAAAGUCGUGAAACAGGCGAGGAAAGUCCAGCUCUGCAUAUAUUCUCUACAAACUCUCAAGUACAGGAAUAUAACUUGCAACAGUUAUGUCAAAAUUGUAAGGAAUAUGUUUCUAUUAAAGCUCAAGACUAUGUUAAAAACCACAAAACAGGGAAGACAAUGUUGAAACAAGGGCAACAUAGUUCAGUACGUCAGACAAACUUAUUGGAUGAGUUAUGCAUAGGUGAAGGGGCACGUGUUAUGUUGAUUAAAAACAUUGAUGUAUCAGAUGGUUUAGUUAAUGGUGUGUGUGGUUCAGUGGUGCAUGUAGCUAUACAGCCUGGAAGUCAAUUCCCUACCUCUGUAUAUGUUAAAUUUGAUGAUGAUGACAUAGGUAUAAAGAGACGUAAACAAUACAUUUCAGAUAACUCACAAUUACAAAUGGCUACACCUAUUUUCCUCGAAGAAGAACGAGUUGAUUACAAAGGUGGAUUGCGUCGGCAAUUCCCAUUGAGACUAGCAUGGGCAAUAACUGUACAUAAAGUCCAAGGUUUAACACUCGCAAAGGCAGUGGUUUCUUUGCACAAAAUAUUUGCACCUGGACAGGCAUAUGUAGCUUUGAGUAGAGUCACCUCUCUUGAUGGUCUGAUCAUCAGUGAUUUUACUGAAAAAGCUAUUUAUUGUAAUCAGCACAUAUCCCAACAUAUUGCAAGCAUGCCAAAGUUUUUGUGUGAAAACACCCUUGAAAAACCUAUGUCUAACUGCUUUUCCAUUUAUCUUUUAAAUGUACAAAGUUUACAAGCACAUUUUCAAGACUUACAAACAAUUGUUGCAUCAUUACAUCCUGAUUGUGUCGCAGUGACAGAAACAUGGCUAGGUGACUCCUGUAGUCCUGAAAGAUUUUCCAUAACAGAAUACUCUUUUCAUCACAAACCAAGACGAUUGUCAUAUGCUCAUUCUAGUCGUGAAUUUCAUGCCCUGGCCACACAACAACAUGGUGGAGUUGGGAUGUAUGUGCACUCUGCCAGAUUGUAUCAGUUUCCUACUUUUCCUGUUUGUAAUUUGGAAUGUAUAGUUCUACAAAUGAAAAACCCUGAACUUUUGUUAGUGGUCAUCUACAGACCUCCAUCAUAUAAUUUGCGUAUCUUCCAAAAACAUCUCAAACACUUGAUGGAUGCGUUGACAGUGUUGAGUGAUAACAUCAUUUUGUUGGGAGAUUUCAAUGUAGAUGUAAACAAACCUAAUGAGCACAUUAAGUUCAUGGAAACCAAUAAUUACACCCAACUGGUUUCAGGAUCAACCACAGAAGCUGGUACAUUAAUAGACCAUGUGUAUAUCAAAAACACAUCCACAUAUAAAAUACACACACAAGUGAUGCCUUUAUAUUUUUCAGCUCAUGAAGCUAUUUUAUAUGGUCAGCCUGUGGUGCCGCUGGCGGUGAGCCCUCGCCUCCACUCUGUGCUGGAGCAGAUUACUCCAGGCACCGGAGCGCCCGCUGAUCAAUGA
Sardina pilchardus (European sardine) is the source of this 5376-nucleotide messenger RNA. RefSeq lists its product as uncharacterized. Gene Ontology annotation, molecular function: ATP hydrolysis activity; DNA helicase activity. Gene Ontology annotation, biological process: DNA repair; telomere maintenance. Bases 1 to 5376 code for a protein of 1791 amino acids. The record is from RefSeq and is a predicted model, not a curated record. NCBI's taxonomy places the organism in Eukaryota, Metazoa, Chordata, Actinopteri, Clupeiformes, Clupeidae. The transcript is spliced from 2 exons.